AUGCUGCUGGGGCUGCUGCCUCUGAUGCUUUUUUAUACUUAUGCCCUAAAUCUGGAUAAACACAACCCACAGAUCUUUUAUGGACCUAAAGGAAGCUACUUUGGAUUUUCCUUUGACUUCUACCAAACUGCAGACAAACGGAUGAACAUUAUUGUUGGUGCUCCAAGGUUGAACUCAUCAGAGGCCAAUGUCAGUAACACUGGAGGAGUGUUCCUGUGCCCAUGGGGGGCAGUGGUCACAAACUGCUCCAUUAUACCCUUUGAUCAAACAGGUGACCAGAGAGAAACUAAAGAUGGGAUAAUGAGCAUCGAUAAGUCUGAUCAAUGGUUUGGAGCAACCGUUAGAGUCUGGAACACCAGUAUUGUGGUCUGUGCUCCAUUCCAGCGUUACAAUUUUGUAAACCGCAAUGAUAUCUCCGAUGAAUCAGGGAAGACACCUACUGGGGCCUGUUACUUCACUGGUGACCUUAAGAACUUCCAUGAAUUUGCUCCUUGCCGUGACACCAAGACCGAAAGAUAUCACUUCUUUGAGGACUCAAAUAACCGGUUCUGUGAGCUGGGAUUUAGCACAGAUAUAAGCAAGAAGGGUGUACUGCUAGCAGGAGCUCCCGGAGGCUACUAUUUCGAAGGACUAUAUGCAGGAAUACCUCUCUCCCAUAUCCCACAAGCCUCUAAUUUCAUUAUACAGAAGUAUCCCAACUUGCAAAUGUCCAGAGAAAUAUUUGUGAAUGACUCCUACAGAGGUUUUGCAGUAGCUUAUGGUGAAUUUACAGAGGACAAUGUUCCAGAAGUCAUCGUCAGUUCUCCAAACUUUGAAAACAAGGGAUUGGUGGAAAUAUACAGCGGGUACUUUAGACUGUUCAGAAUCCAGGGAAAUCAGAUUGCUGCUUUUUUUGGUCACUCGGUGGCUGUCACUGACAUUAAUGGUGACAACCUCGAUGAUCUUCUGGUGGGAGCUCCUCUUUUCAUUGAACGCAAGGCAGGUGGAAAGCUCCUGGAAGUUGGGCAAGUCUACGUUUAUAAACAGAACAGCCCCACAAUUCUUGAGAAAGACCCGCAGAUCCUCAGCGGGACAUACGUUUAUGGACAGUUUGGUGCAUCCAUUGCUCCCCUAGGAGACCUGGAUCAAGAUGGAUACAAUGAUGUAGCUGUAGGCUCUCCUUUUGGAGGUCAAUCUGGAGUGGGCUGUGUAUACAUAUACAAGGGGGAGAAAUCUGGUUUGUCUGCACAACCAUCGCAGAUCCUGGAAAGCCCACCAGAGACCCCAUCCAUGUUUGGCUUUGCACUGCGAGGAGGGGAAGACAUUGAUCAGAAUGGAUAUCCAGAUCUAAUUGUUGGAGCAUUUGAUGCUGACGCAGUCUAUGUGUACAGGGCCCACCCAGUACUUAUUCUCCAUACCUCCAUGAUAUUUUCACCAGACUCCCUGAACCCGGAUCUGAAGCUCUGUAAACUGCCUAAUGGAGGGGAUGUCACUUGUUUCACUAUGAGUGUUUGCAUCCAGGCUUUGGGGAAAAGUCUUCCUGAGAUACUGACUUUUACGAUGGACAUGCAGCUGGAUAGUCAAAAAAGCAGAUUUCUGCGCAGAUCCCUCUUCUUUCACCUCUCCCAAUCAAACGAUACAAUCACUAUGGCUGUUCAAAGCAACUCACAACUGACCUGCACGAACACUACGGCAUAUUUAAAGGAGGAUUCUGAGUUUAAAGAUAAGCUGAGCCCCAUAGCUGUAAGUGUAAAUGUCAGCCUGGAGACUGAACAAUCAUCAAGCGUUUUACCACCCGUAAUACAAGGAAACACCUUCCUGCAGCAACAGAUUCAUAUUUUGUUAGGUUGUGGAGAAAACAACAUCUGUGUCCCUCACCUACAGCUGAGUGCCAGCUGGGGUAAAGAACCGCUCAUCAUUGGAAUCGAUAAUUUUGUACAAAUUGACUUCAAUGCUACCAAUUUAGGAGAACGGGCCUAUGAAGCAGAGCUACAUGCCUGGCUCCCCUCUGGGGCUCAUUACAUGCAUGUCUUGGGAGAAAGUAAGGAGAGGAUUCUGUGCAGUCCAAGAAAAGAAAAUGACAAUGAGCAUGUGGUGUGCGAGUUGGGGAAUCCUAUGAAGAAUGGCACACAGAUCCGUGCAGGGCUACAGCUGAGCAUCAGUGACCUGGAGGACAGCGAGGGAUACUUCUCAUUCCCAAUGCAGAUAAAAAGCCGCAACAGUCAUAAUUCCAGCAGUCCAAUUGUCUUGGUACAUUUCAAUGUGACCGUCGAGGUGUCAGCAGAGCUCCGUGGGAGCGCCCAACCAGCUGAGGUGGUUCUGCCAUUACCUAAGUGGAAACCACGAGAAGAGUCCAGUAAACCGGAGGACAAGGGGAAGAUAGUGACUCAUGUCUAUGAGCUUUACAAUAUUGGACCAGGCACGCUCAACGUCAAGUUAAUUGUUCAAAGCCCAGAAAAUUAUGAAGGUGAUAUCUUCCUGUACCCAUUACGUCUGAAGACUGAUGACAUUGUGGAAUGUACUGAUGUCCCCAGCGUUAAUUAUUUACAGCUGGAUAUCACAGAGGCCACUAAACCACCUGUAAGUUUCAGCAAAUCAGAUGGCCGAAGACUAAAUAAGCGAGAAGAACCAAAUAAGGACCAGGAUGUUGGUAACGCGGGAAGUGACAACAGUAUCAGCUCAGGAGAUGGGGCUCGAUACAACCAAUCCAUUACACUGGCAGACUCAUCAGAUUUUACUAAUGAAAAUAAUUUAUUGCAGAACUGUACCAAUGCUUACUGCUGGGAAAUGGAGUGCUCUAUUCAGGACAUUGCCAAAGGACAAAGAGCAACUGUGAAACUUGAGUCCAUACUAUGGGUGUCCAGCUUCAUGAAAAGACCCCAGAAGUCAUUCAUUCUGCGCUCCCGAGGUUACUUCCUUGUGACUGGCUCCUCCUACAGGAUCCAGCCUGUCACUUUGCUGGCUGCAGAAACACAUGCCGAGACAGUGGUUCAGUGGGUGACUCCGGACGGCCAGAAAGACAUUCCUGUGCGGUGGAUAAUCCUGGGAGUCUUUGGGGGGCUGCUAAUCUUGGCAUUGUUUGUAUACGCUAUGUGGAAGCUUGGAUUCUUCAGGAGGACGAGACCACCGACAGACGAGGGGGAAGAGUUGACGGCGGACAAAUAA
Molecule: messenger RNA, 3144 nt
Organism: Nanorana parkeri
Lineage: Eukaryota; Metazoa; Chordata; Amphibia; Anura; Dicroglossidae
Product: integrin alpha-IIb-like
Exons: 30
Coding region: 1-3144 (1047 amino acids)
Biological process (GO): angiogenesis; cell adhesion mediated by integrin; cell-matrix adhesion
Cellular component (GO): external side of plasma membrane; integrin complex
Molecular function (GO): integrin binding
Source: RefSeq, a predicted model, not a curated record